This is a messenger RNA of Vitis riparia (riverbank grape), 846 nucleotides long. RefSeq lists its product as uncharacterized. The transcript has a single exon. NCBI's taxonomy places the organism in Eukaryota, Viridiplantae, Streptophyta, Magnoliopsida, Vitales, Vitaceae. Bases 1 to 846 code for a protein of 281 amino acids. The record is from RefSeq and is a predicted model, not a curated record.
AUGCAUAUUGUUGAAUUUUGCUAUUUUCCAUCUACCAGCAAUCCUGGUAUUUCUCUGCAAUUGUCUGCCAUCAAACCUCUUACUGGAAAUAAUUUUGAAGAAUGGUUCGAGUCUUUCAACGUGCAUAUGACUCUGCAAAAUCUAGACUUAGCUUUGAGGGUUGAUGAGCCAAGUAAGCCCACUGAUGUGAGCUUUGCAGAUGAAAGAUUAUUUUAUGAAAGAUGGGAGUACUCCAACAGGAGUUGUUUGAUGGUGAUGAAAUACAUUAUGGAUAAAUCUAUCAAAGAAUGCGUGCCAAAGAUGGAAAGGGCCAAAAACUUCUUGGAAUAUGUGAAAGCCAAUUAUACCAAGAUUGAUAAGGCAGAAAUGACAACUCAUUUGAAGCUUCUCACAACUACUGUAUAUGAUGGAGUUAGUGGGGUUAGAGAUCAUAUCAUCAAGCUAAAGCACUACUUCAACAAGGCAAAUGAGAUGAAAGUGGAGUUGGGUGAAAAUUUUCUGAAAUGGUUGAUACUUGAGUCUCUUCCUGUUUCCUUUGAUGCAGUGAAGUUGACUUACAAUACCUUGAAGGAAGAGUGGACUCUGGAGGAGUUGAUGUCCAUUGUAGUGCAACAUGAAGUCUCACUGAAGAAAAAUGAGACUCACUCCCUUGCUCUUGUAACUGAUCAAGUCAGUAAUAUGAAGAAAAACCUCCACACAAGAAUUUUGGAGGCUUUAAGCAGUUCAAGAGGAAAGGGAAUUCAAAUAAAGGAACCUCCAAUGCAUCUGCUUCUUCUAAUGCUGCAAAGAGUGAGAAAUUCAAGGGAAGUGCAACUUUUGCCACAAGAUUGGCCACAAGCAGGCUGA